AGUUCUCGUAACUUUCGUUGAGUAAAAACAUACAAAGAAAACAGACGGCAUUUAAAAUAUUUGAAAAAUAAAAAACUAAAAAUGUUUCGCGGAUAAAACAUUGGAAUUCCAAGAAAAAAAAAACAAAUAAACAAAAAAAAAAUUAAAAAACAAUUCUGUGUGUUUUGAAUAGAUCAAAAGAAAUUCUUUGUUUUUUGUUUUUUUUUUUUUUGUAGUAUUUUGCACAAAUUAUUCCUACAAUUUUAUUGAAGUCACUUAAAAAAAAAUAAAAAAAUUCUGAGAUAUCAAAGUGGCAUUUAUUUAAAUUUUCAUUUUUUAACAAAAUUUUAAAAAAAAAAAACAUAGCUAUAUUUUUUCUUACAUACAGAAAUAUUUUAUUUAAAAUAGGCUUGGAAAAUUUAAUGUUUAUUUAAAAAUUGUACAAGAUUUGCAUAUUUCUUUUUUUACGUGUUAUUUAUUUAUUUACUUUGGUAUUUAUUAACGUUUGUAUAUUUAUAAAUUCAAAAAUUAAAUAAUUAAGAAAAAAAUUUGAUAAAUUAUUAUUGAAAAAAUUGAAUGAGACCGUGGAAUUUCAACAUGGAUUUUACAAAAUUCAUGAAUAAAUUUAAUGAAAUUGAAAAACAAUUAUCACCAACUUCAUCAUUACGUUUAAGUUUUGAUAAUAUAUCACCAGAAUCAGAUGAACCACCGGAUAUUAAUAAAAAAUUAUUUGGUGUACCAGUACCACCAUUUGUAUCCGAUAAAGUUGUAUCAUGGAUUGAAGAAGGAUUAAAUGAGCCACCGAUAUUUUAUAAUGGUUUAAAUGUUAUGAAAAAGGUGGAGAAUGUGCGAAUGAUUGAUCGUUAUAAUACAAAAAAUCCAACAAUUGGUACACUUUAUAUAACAGCAACUCAUUUAAUUUUCGUUGAACCAGAAUCUAACAAAGAGACAUGGAUAUUGCAUAUGCACAUUGCUAGUGUUGAUAAAUUAGCGUUAAGCACAACUGGUUCACCGCUAUUAAUAAGAUGUAAAACAUUUCUUUCAGUAAAUUUUGUUAUUCCAAAAGACAGUGAAUGUCACGAUGUUUAUACAAGUCUUUUAAAACUCUUUCAACCAGUUUCCAUAAAUAAAUUGUAUGCAUUCAGCUAUUCGCCUGGUAAAGAAGAUUUUCCCAAAUCAGCUGGAUGGGAUUUUUUUAAAUUGGAAAAUGAAUUUAAAAGAAUGAAAGUUCCUAAUGAUCAAUGGUCAUUGUGUAAUUUAAAUCAAAAUUAUGAAUUAUGUGACACAUACCCAAGACAAAUAUAUGUGCCAGCUGAAGCUUCUACAGCUAUGUUAAUUGGAAGUUCAAGAUUUCGUUCAAAAGGACGUUUACCAGCUUUAACAUAUUUGCAUUCAAAUAAGGCUACAAUAUGUCGUUGCAGUCAACCACUUUCAGGAUUCAGCGCACGAUGUUUGGAGGAUGAACAAAUGCUUGAGGCAAUAAGAAAAACUAAUCCAAAUGUUGACUAUAUGUAUGUUGUAGACACCAGACCAAGAAUAAACGCUAUGGCAAAUCGCGCAGCAGGAAAAGGCUAUGAAAAUGAAGCAUUCUAUGAAAAUAUUAAAUUUCAAUUCCUAGGAAUUGAAAAUAUUCAUGUACAAAGGACAAGCCUACAAAAAUUAAUAGAAACAUGCGAACAAAAAUCACCAACUAUGAGUGGAUUUUUAAGUUCAUUAGAAUCAUCUGGAUGGUUAAAACAUAUACGAUCAAUAUUAGAUACUUCAAGUUUUAUUGCAAAUGCUGUUGACAAAGGUGUAUCAGUUGUAGUACAUUGUUCAGAUGGGUGGGAUCGUACCGCACAAGUUUGCUCUUUAGCUUCGUUAAUGUUAGAUCCGUAUUAUAGAACAAUAAAAGGUUUUCAAGCAUUAAUUGAAAAAGAUUGGUUAGCUUUUGGUCAUAAAUUCAGUGAACGAUGUGGUCAUAUUCAAACAGAUCCCAAAGAAAUAUCACCAGUAUUUACACAAUUUUUAGAUUGUACGUGGCAAUUAAUGAUACAAAGAAAUGAUGCUUUUGAAUUUAAUGAAAGAUUUUUAUUAAUAUUGCACGAUCAUGUAAUGUCUUGUCAAUUUGGCACAUUUAUUGGAAAUUGUGAAAAAGAUAGGUUAGAUUUAAAAUUAUCUGAACGAACAUAUUCUUUGUGGGGAUAUAUGGCUAAUUAUAUGAAUGAAUAUGUUAACCCAUUGUAUAGACCGGAAAUGGAUGAAAUAUUAAAAGCAAAUUUAGCACCACAAUGUAUAAGAUUCUGGCGGGGAAUGUAUAGUAGAUUCGAGAGCGGAGUGCAUCCAAGGGAACCACUUGGUGAUUUAUUAUUAGCAAGUAAAGACCACUGUAAUUCAUUGGAGGACCAUGUAACACAUUUGUCAAAGAGGAUUGCGAGUUUUAAGAACUACAUUUCGAAGUCAGCUAAAAAAUUAUCGGAUGCUACAAGAACAACAAGUAAAGAAUGCACAAAUCCAGAAAUCAACGACAACAAAUACAACUAUGAUAAUAAGAAAAUGAGUGAACUUUCAUCAGCAGAUGAUGAUCACCCUUUAAAAUCCGCCGAAAUGAGUUUCUCAAAUUUAUCUAUGUCUGAGGUUGACCCAAAUAGAUUAGCAGAGGAAAUAGAUUCAGUAGCAGUCGAAUGGAAAUCAUUAAGAAAUGUUACAACGUGUCCAUGUUCAACACCCUUUGAUCAAUUCAAUAAAAAGAACCACUGUUGGAAAUGUGGAGAAGUUUUCUGUUCAAGAUGUAUUGAUAAAUCGAUAUCAUUACCUGGCCAUGAUAGCGGUAAACCAGUUCCAGUAUGUCGAUCUUGUUUUCGUUUGGUCAAAAAGAUUAGUCCGUAAUUUAUUCAUAACAAAUUCAUAAAUAGAUGUAUAAUUAAACAAAAUAUAUAUAUUUUACUCCAAAACAAAGAAAAAUGUUACGAUUAUAGUACAGUAUACACUAACAUAUAAGUAUUAGAUAUAAGGUAAAUUAUAGCACAUAUGCAAAGAAUGCCUAGAUUUUUAAAAGCGAUAUAAGAAAUAAAGUUGCAAUUGUUUAUGUUUCAUGUAAUUAAAAGAAUGUUCUAUAAAAUAAAUCAGCAUUAUUACUUUUUUUUUUUGAAAACUGCUCUCUUUUAAGCAAGUUAAUACUAAGAUCAUACUAUGAACAUAUUUAUAUUUAUUCUUAAUCUAUUUAUUUAAUUUUAUCGUUAAAUAUUUUAAAUUGGUAUUGAAUUUGUAAGCAUUCAAAAUUGAUAGAGUCUUAAUAACUUUUUUAUUUUCAAUUUUAUCAAAUUCAAUAAUGUCAACUGAAAAAAUUAAUGAUAAAAAAUUAAAUUAUGAUAGCCUUUUCGGUGUAUAUUAACUUGUUUUUUUUUUUGUCAUUAAAUAUUAUUAUUAUGAAAAGA
Messenger RNA from Condylostylus longicornis, 3395 nucleotides. It is a transcript of the gene Mtmr6, whose product is annotated as myotubularin-related protein 6. The coding region runs from base 556 to 2847 and encodes 763 amino acids. The record is from RefSeq and is a predicted model, not a curated record. Gene Ontology annotation, biological process: dephosphorylation. The transcript is spliced from 12 exons. NCBI's taxonomy places the organism in Eukaryota, Metazoa, Arthropoda, Insecta, Diptera, Dolichopodidae. Gene Ontology annotation, molecular function: metal ion binding; phosphatase activity.